AAACAUUGUCGUGCGCUGGCAAUUACCUCUGAUCCAGUUCUACAGUAAAGAGCCCACAAGAUUUUUCACCCCAUAAAGCGAAAGCGGAGUCUGAUGCAAUGGGUAACUACCAGCGCAGUCCACUCUUCUCGCCAUAAAUGAUGCCUGGCCGAUGAUUGCCACAGCCAUUGUGGGUUAUCUCCUGUGGUGACUGCAGACUCAAGAGUUUUCUUCCCUACUGCAUCUUGAGACCCACUGAUCUCACCAUUCCUGCAAAUCCCCUGCCAGUGCAUAUUCACCCCUCUUGCCCUUCUUCCCUCUUUCUUCUACUUCUAAGUAUCCUCUAAACCCCUGUGAAGACCCACUGGUGGAGCCAGAAUGGAGGACACUUACAAUAACAGGACUUCCCUGGUUAAAGGGGCCAAGGACGUGGUCAAGGAGGCUAAGCGGCAUGCAGCAAAGAAAGUCAACAAGGUGGUGGACCGUGCCACAGAUGAGUAUUCAUCCCAGCGCAACUAUACCCGAUUCCAGGAUGAGGUGGAUGAAGAUGAGGAUUUCUACAGGAACCCCCCUAGGCAGGACGGAGAGGGCUACAACGACAACGAAGAGGGCUCCAGUGAUGCCACGGAAGGCCACGAUGAUGAGGACGAGAUCUACGAGGGAGAGUACCAGGGGAUCCCCUCUGCGGGAGAUAGGAAGCAUAAGGAGGGCCAGGUGGCACUGGGGCAACCGAUGUCAGACGCAACAAGGGACCGUAAGGAGCUGGAGCAGGAGAGACAGGCUGAUGAGGAGGAGCUGGCCCAACAAUAUGAGCUGAUCAUCCAAGAGUGUGGCCAUGGGAGGUUCCAGUGGCAGCUGUUCCUGGUGCUCGGGCUGGCACUCAUGUCAGAUGGGGUGGAGGUGUUCGUGGUGGGCUUUGUGCUUCCCAGCGCAGAGACAGACAUGUGUGUGCCCAACUCCAGCUCAGGGUGGCUAGGCAGUGUUGUUUACUUGGGGAUGAUGGUUGGAGCGUUCUUUUGGGGAGGGAUGUCUGACAAAGUGGGCCGCAGACAGUGCCUCCUCAUUUGCAUGUCUACAAACGGCUUCUUCGCCUUCCUGUCAUCUUUUGUCCAGGGAUACGGCCUGUUCCUUGUUUGCCGUCUCGUCGCGGGCUUCGGGAUAGGAGGCGCUGUGCCUAUCGUUUUCUCUUUCUUUGCAGAGGUUUUAUCCAGAGAGAAAAGAGGCGAACACCUCAGUUGGCUGUGUAUGUUCUGGAUGAUUGGUGAGAUCUAUGCAUCUGCCAUGGCAUGGGCCAUCAUACCGCACUAUGGAUGGAGUUUCAGUAUGGGUUCAGCGUACCAGUUUCACAGUUGGAGGGUGUUUGUGGUCGUCUGUGCCCUGCCCUGUGUGUGUGCUGUGGUGGCACUUACCUUCAUGCCCGAAAGUCCCAGAUUUUACCUUGAGGUGGGGAAGCACGAUGAAGCCUGGAUGAUCCUCAAACAGAUCCACGACACCAACAUGAGAGCGCGUGGGCAACCGGAGAAAGUCUUCACCGUAAACAGGAUCAAGAUCCCAAAGCAGAUGGAUGAACUGGUGGAAAUGGGCUCAGAGUCUGGAAAUCCAGUUUCCAAGGCUUUCUUUCGGAUAAAGGCUGAAAUACAUGGGAUCUAUAUGAAUCUCAUGAAGUGUUUCAACUACCCUAUGAGAGAAAACAUGAUGCGGCUAGCCAUAGUGUGGUUCACACUGUCAUUUGGGUAUUACGGCCUGUCAGUCUGGUUCCCUGAUGUUAUCAAACACCUUCAGGCAGAUGAGUAUGCCUCUAAAGUUAAGAUCCACACCAAUGAACGCAUCGAAGACUUCACCUUCAACUUUACCCUGGAGAAUCAGAUCCACAGAAAUGGCCUCUUCAUCAAUGAUAGAUUCAUCAGCAUGAAGCUGAAGUCCGUCACUUUUAUCGACUCAACCUUUCGUAACUGCUUCUUUGAUGAUGUCACAUCGGUGGGCUCCUUCUUCCGUAACUGCACUUUCAUUGAUGCAUUCUUCUUUAACACAGACAUCGAUGACUCCAAGCUGAUUGAUGGCACAGAGGUGAUCAACAGCACUUUCACCCACAACAAGACGGGAUGCCAGAUGACGUUUGAUGACGACUACAGUGCCUACUGGGUUUACUUUAUCAAUUUUCUGGGGACUCUGGCUGUUCUGCCCGGCAACAUUGUGUCCGCCCUGCUCAUGGACAAAAUCGGGCGUCUGUCCAUGUUAGGUGGAUCCAUGGUCUUGUCAGGCAUCAGCUGUUUCUUCUUGUGGUUUGGCACCAGUGAGUCCAUGAUGAUUUUCAUGUUGUGCCUUUACAACGGCCUGAGCAUCUCUGCCUGGAACUCCCUGGAUGUGGUCACAACUGAGUCCUUCCCUACUGUUAGGAGAGGGACAGGAUUUGGGUUCUGCAACGCUUUGUGUAAGCUGGCUGCAGUCUUGGGGAACAUGAUUUUUGGUUCCCUUGUUGGCAUCACGAAGGCCAUCCCCAUCCUAAUGGCCUCAUCUGUGCUGGUGGGGGGAGGUCUGGUGGGUCUCCGGUUGCCUGACACCAGGGCGAAUGUCCUCAUGUAACACCAGCAUGACGCUCAUCAGCUGGGGUGAAAUGGAAAUAAAAUCCUCUUGAAUCCAAGAGGAAGUCCAGGGAGCAGUGAACAAGGAAUGCAAAUGGCUUGGUUCAUACACAUCUUAACACUGUUAAACACGUUUAACUUAACUGUAGUUGACUAAACUGUAGUUUAGGUAUAACGUUGGAUUGAAACCCAUUUUUUCACCAUGUGUUUGACUUCUAUCAUACCAAACAUUAGAUUCCUUGCAAGUUAAUAAUAAGCUCAGUCAUUUUGUGAAUUUAUUGUCUGAAGAUUUCACAUGACAGAGCUGAGAAGUUGCACAGGUUCUGCUGCUGAGACUUUGGUUUAAUUUUAUUCAGUGGAUGGCUGUACCUUCCAGCCGCAGCCAUAAUCUUGUGUGGAGUCAUCGCAUGGUUAAAGCUCAAGGCUUUUAAUAUUGAUACAGUCUUAUUAAGACAAGCCAGAUGGGGAGAAAAGAGAAAAACAAGCUGUAAUGAGCACAGCCAGCCUGCUGUGUGAUAACGGAGGGAAUAGAUGAUCAGACAGAGCGGACACACGACACAGAUGUAUGACAGCUGGUUUGCCCACAGGACCCACAUACACAGGACAUGUUGCAGACAGUCAGCAUACACAAAUCCAUAAACACUCACAUGUAGAUAUACUUUUUGUCCAAAUCCAUGUCUUAAAAUACACUCAUACUCGCAUAUAAUUAUACUCUCCGUCCCAUUCUGCACUUGGACCGUACACACAAUACUGUUUUUGCUCAACAUGACAUUUUCUCAGAUACCUGAAACCUUUUCAAAGUAGAUAAUUCACAUAAGAUACCAAGCCCUUUGCAUUACCUACCCAACCAAGAAUAAAAAAGGCCAUAUUGAAAAACUGUAUUUUCUUGUACCAAUAAUUGUAUGGUAUGUUGAAUCUGAGGACUUUCAUUUUAUUUAUUGCUGUGUAGUUGUGAAGUUGGAAUGAUGAAUUAUUCAUUUUAUCCAAAUGUUGUUAUUCUAGGCCCCCUUCCUUGUGUUGUGUUGUGUUAUCGUACCAAAGCUCUCUGAUGAGCACUCCUUAUGAUUUAUGUUGGAUUUUGCUUGUGGCAGUGACGUUGAUAAUGACAUGUCAUGCUGCUUCCUUCCUUUUAAAAAUACUGAAUGGCCUUUUUAAAUGUGCCUCUCCUUAACUGGAGCAGUCUGCCCAUAGUCAUGUGGUGUCCUAAGGAAAAGACAGAAACUUAAUAGGAAGUAUAUAAAUAGAAUGAUCAUUAAGUUUUUGUGUAUAUAUGUGAAAUAUGUGGCCAAUGCAGUAUUUUAUUAGGGUGUCAAUUCAUUUCCUAAACCUCAUCUCUUAGGUUAGACAUUCCUGUUUGGAUAAAAAUCUUUAUUUUUGUGAAA
Molecule: messenger RNA, 3943 nt
Organism: Thunnus maccoyii (southern bluefin tuna)
Lineage: Eukaryota; Metazoa; Chordata; Actinopteri; Scombriformes; Scombridae
Gene: sv2ca
Product: synaptic vesicle glycoprotein 2Ca
Exons: 13
Coding region: 358-2562 (734 amino acids)
Biological process (GO): chemical synaptic transmission; transmembrane transport
Cellular component (GO): membrane
Molecular function (GO): transmembrane transporter activity
Source: RefSeq, a predicted model, not a curated record